AGCUUCAUUCACGUUUAAGGACUGUGAGCAGCGGAGGAAUGGACGAGAAAGAAGAAGAUUUGGGUACAUUUGAUCCAAACAUACCAGAGGAGGGACCAUCAGCGCCACCUCCUGGCUGGCUGGAUGAUAUUCAUGGAUAUCAGGGCCUCAAAGGAGGAGAUGACGAUAACCCACUGUACCCACCGCCCCCUGCCUACAAUCCCCAACCUGAACAAAACAGAAGCACAUCAGUGCCCGAUGUCAGGGUUCCUUCGGUGUCAGAGGAUGUAGCCAGAGAUGCUCUGCUCAAAUUUGUGGAAUCCAAAUGGAAUUACAGCUCCAAACCUGCCAGGAACCUCACCUUCAAAGAUCUGCAGCCCAUCACAGUGUACAGGUAUCGACUGGAGACCUACACUGAGACCAGAGCCAGCGCCUGGCAGUUUGAGCCCUACAACGGUCAGACGGUGGACGGUCCUCAGUACGGUAUGAGCCCCGCGCCGUGGGACAUCCCGGUGUCGCUGCCUCAGAGAUACACCGACAAGGUGGAGAAGAUCCGAGUGCCGCACUCGUCAUUCGUGAAGGUGUGUCACAAGUGCAAAGGCUGCGGGAGAACUCGCUGCACCGCCUGCUUCGGCAGAGGCCAGAAGCGGUGCACGUUCUGCCACGGUCGCGGUCGUAUCAGGAACAAGCACUGCACUUCCUGUCAUGGCAGAGGUCGAAAGAGGUGUUUGAGCUGCCACAGCCACGGCUACAAGACCUGCUCCGUUUGUCUCGGCAGCCAAAACCUGCUGCAUUUCAUCCAGCUCACAGUGACGUGGAAGAACAACGUCAGUGAGUUCAUUCCCGACCGCCAGCCCGACUUUCCUGAUAAGAAGUUUGAGAAGGUGUCCGGAGAUGCUUUCUUCAUCGAUGAGAGUUUGCUGGUGUAUCCUAUCCAGGGUUUCCCGGAUCAGGAGAUCUGUGACGUUUCAACAAAACUGAUUAACGAACACCUCGAGCGCUUCACCUCCACCAGCCGCAUCCUGCAGCAGCGUCAGAGCAUCGAGCUGGUGCCCCUCACUCACGCCUAUUACACCUACAACGGGAAAGACUACAGCUUCUUCGUCUACGGGCUGGAGAACAAAGUGUUUACCUCCAAAUAUCCCUCUGCAUGUUCCAUCUUGUAGGCAGCACGGUAUCGAUAUUUAAUCCCACGACCCAUAUAACAGUUUUUGUUUAGUAUGUUUACUUAAGAAUCUCUCAGUUUUAUGAUAAAUGAUCAAAGCUCAGCUUAUUUUUGAUAGGAUUCGCCUCCAAAUCACAGGGAGCCAAACUUUUAAGAUAAGUGGCCCCAAAGCUGUCACAGGUGUUUCAGUUAAACGUCUUGAUGGAUUUUCACUAGAAAAUUUUCCAUAUAUCCGUACAUAAACUUUGUUAUGCAUGUUAGUUAUUUUAACCAUGAAUCAGUAUGAAUUAUACCUCUUUCUCUAAUCUGUUAUAAUCCACCCACUGUGUGUGUGUGUCUUAACAUCUACUUCCUGUUUACCAUCAGGUUAUUUCCUGUUGCUGCUGGUGCUUUCUUCAGUGCUAAAUGCUUUUGUUCAGUAUAUCAUCAGGUCAGAUCACUAAAGUUAACGUGCACAACCUGGAGUUUAGUUGUUUAUUAUGUUUAGUUGUAACGUUUAGUCUUCAGACGUCUUCACUCGUCUCCACAGCAGACGUCCUGCAGUCACACUCAGGGUUUAUUCUCUUAUUUUCUGGUAUCUGCACGAACCUCAUUUUACUGCCUUUAAACACCUGAAGUUGCUGCUUUUGGUUGAAAUCUCAGAUACAGUCAGACUCGUUUCCACUCUGCUACUCUCGUUUGACUCGUUCCCUUUGUUUCCUUUUAACUUUAAACACAAGUGCACUUACAGCGUCAGCUUCAAGAGGAGGACUCGAGAUUGUUCUUGGUAAUUCUCAUUGAGUGAUGUUUUAAAGAAAAGUGAUUAAGUGAGAAAAUAACUGGCAGAAUAAUCGAUACUGAAAACCAUUGUUAGAAGGAGCACCGCCCAUAACAUCACAGAACAUGAAUGACCAAAGAUUUUGAACCUUUCUGAAUGUUUUCAUGAUAUUUGUGCUCAUUUUGGUGUCUCGCUCGCUUUCUCAGUCUCUCUGUGAUGUUUUGGUUUCUCUGAUGUCGUUUAAAUUGUUUUUUUUACAUAUUUUUGUCUCUUUGUGAUUUCAGUCUGUUUUUUGUGUGUGGUCAUCUUUAGUUUAUGUUUUUGUCAUUAUCAGUACCCUUGUUGAAAUAUUUAGUCACUUUAUGGUAACGUUUAUUCAAUUUCUCAUCAUUUUCAUAUUUUUUUCUUUGGAUUUUUCCAUAUUUGUCAUCAUUUUUUUGUGUCUUUGUUGUAGUUUUUAGCUUCUUUGUUACUUUAAGUCUCUUUAUUGCUGUUUUGAGUGUUUUCAGUCUUUUAGCUGAGCUCGGUUCAGGUUCAGGGUCUUCCUGUCUCCUUUCCUCAGCCUGUUCAGUCAUCCAUCCAACGGUCCAGGUCUUGUUAGGCGAUUAAUUACAGGGAUGGAAUCGCUGUUAUAUAAUUUCAUGAAUGAUGGACUUCAAUAGUAAAGUGUAAAGUUUUGCUUGAUGGAUAAACAUCAUUGAAUUUAAUCUGGUUGAGGAUUUUUCUGGAGCUGUAAGGUGAUUCGGUGCAGGUACAGCCCAGCAGGUCGAGCAGGCGACCCGUGUGUCGUACGACUGUUGCCUUAAAGUUGUUGUUUUUUUUAAGUCUACAUGUAAAAGAAGAGAGGAAUCUUCUUCGGGGCAGGAAAUGAACUCCAGGCCAAAUUCCUGGAAGAUUAAGUGCAGCAGUUUACUGCCAGCGAUGAUAAAAUGCAGCUUCCUGUCUGAAGCAGUUUGAACCUGCGUUUCAUUUUCUAAUAAUGUCAUAAGUAGGGACUGUUUGCUUGGUGUGCGUGUACGUUUUCCCCUUACAGGUUCUGUAAAAUCUGUCCAGUGUUUGGACAUUUUUCCUGAAGUGACACAGAAAACAUGUCUCAUGCUGUAUUUAACAUUUGUACAUCACUACAGACUCUCAUGUGUACAGCUAAAAUAACAUUUUGAUAUAUUUUAUUGUUUUAAAAACUAUAAAUCACCUGCCAAUGUUUGCAGUAAAGUUA
Molecule: messenger RNA, 3117 nt
Organism: Pelmatolapia mariae (spotted tilapia)
Lineage: Eukaryota; Metazoa; Chordata; Actinopteri; Cichliformes; Cichlidae
Gene: ssuh2.1
Product: ssu-2 homolog, tandem duplicate 1
Exons: 12
Coding region: 39-1145 (368 amino acids)
Molecular function (GO): heat shock protein binding
Source: RefSeq, a predicted model, not a curated record